Messenger RNA from Hippocampus comes (tiger tail seahorse), 2577 nucleotides. Its product is annotated as extracellular calcium-sensing receptor-like. Gene Ontology annotation, cellular component: plasma membrane. Gene Ontology annotation, biological process: G protein-coupled receptor signaling pathway. The transcript is spliced from 7 exons. The coding region runs from base 1 to 2577 and encodes 858 amino acids. Gene Ontology annotation, molecular function: G protein-coupled receptor activity. NCBI's taxonomy places the organism in Eukaryota, Metazoa, Chordata, Actinopteri, Syngnathiformes, Syngnathidae. The record is from RefSeq and is a predicted model, not a curated record.
AUGCUGGAGGAAAGAGAGGUCCUGCUGAUCUUGGUGCUGCUCACAGAGGAGAGGGCGGAGGGUGUGUGCCGCAUGCAAGGACCACCACUCCCGCCUGAGCUGGCGCAGGACGGGGAUGUUGUCAUCGGAGGCAUUUUUUCAUUCCGCACAGGGCAGGAUUAUGUGGUUAAUACAUUUGAAGCGAUUCCAGAGGUGCGAAAGUGUAAAAACUUCAAUUUCAGGGAAUUUAAAUUUGCUCAGGCCAUGAUAUUUGCCAUCAAUGAGAUCAACGAAAACCCUGACAUGCUUCCUGGUGUCAAGCUGGGUUAUAGGAUCUAUGACGACUGCGGAACCAUGGACAUUCUGAGAGCUGCACUAGCGUUGGUGAGUGGGCUUGGGGGAGAAGUCAGUGAUGAAAACUGCACCAAAAUUGAAUCGGUGCAGGCCAUCCUGGGACAUUCUGGAUCCAGACCAACCAUUGCAUUUGCACCAGUUGUUGGGCGUUUCCAUGUUCCAGUGAUCAGCCAUUUUGCUACUUGUGCCUGUCUCAGCAACAGAAAAGAGUACCCGACCUUUUUCAGAACCAUUCCCAGUGACUACUACCAGAGCCAAGCCCUGGCAAAACUAGUCAAGCACUUGGGCUGGACCUGGAUCGGAGUCAUAGCCGUGGAGAACGAAUAUGGCCUCAAUGGCAUCGCUGCCUUCAUCCAGGCUGCACAAGAAUAUGGAGUGUGCAUCGAGUACUCGGAUGCCUUCUCAUCUUCUGGUCCGCCUGCGGAUCUGCAGAGGAUAACGUCCAAAAUACAAAGUGCUUCUUCCAAAGUUAUUUUGGCCUUUAUGUCUCACAGAGAAAUUAAGUUGCUGGCAAAGCAGCUGUAUGAGCAGAAUGUUACAGGUGUGCAGUGGCUGGGCAGCGACGCCUGGAUCACGGAUCACUCCCUGGCUGACAGUGAGGGGCAUGGCAUCCUCGUGGGCUCUCUGGGCUUCACCGUCAGCAGGGUUCAGAUCCACGGGCUGGAGGAACAUCUGAGGGGGCUCCACCCCUCGCUGUUCCCUCACAGCCGCUUCGUGAGAGACUUCUGGGAGGAUGUGUUCGACUGCUCCCUGAAAGCAACUGCGACGGGACGGCGAAAACCGUGCAGUGGCCUGGAGAGCUUGCGAGACGUGGAGUCACCAUUCACAGAUGUGUCUGAGCUGAGGUUUACCAACAAUGUCUAUAAGUCCGUCUACUCGGUGGCCUACGCUCUCGAUGCGCUACUCAAGUGUGAAGAAGGGAGAGGGCCCUUUUCCAAUGGGAGUUGUGCUAAUCCUGCACAAAUUCAGCCAUGGCAGGUCCUGGAAUAUCUCAGCAUGGUGAACUUCACUACUCCAGAAGGGGAAAGAGUAUAUUUUGACAGUAACGGGGACUCGCCAGCCAGAUAUGAACUGGUGAACUUGCAGAUAACAAACAGAGGCACCAUGGAAGAAGUGACGGUGGGCAUUUAUGACGCUUCCCAGCCGGGGAGCCAACAGUUCAUCAUGAGUGACACUCCACUGGUGUGGGGUACCGGACACUCUGAGCAGGUGCCUGUGUCAGUGUGCAGUGAGAGCUGUCCUCCGGGGAGCCACAAGGUCCUUCAGAAAGGACUUCCAGUGUGUUGCUAUGACUGCAUCAGGUGUCCCGCAGGAGAGAUCAGUAACUCAACAGAUUCUAUACACUGCAUGAAAUGCGCACCAGAGUUCUGGUCCAACGAGCGCAGAGACGCCUGCAUCCCAAAAGAAAUAGAGUUCCUAACAUAUGGAGAAAUACUAGGAACUCUUCUAGCCUCAUUCUCUUUGCUAGGAGUGUUCCUGACCACAUUGACGACGAUAGUGUUUUACUGCCACAAAGAAACACCGCUGGUGCGCGCCAACAACUCGGAGCUGAGCUUCCUGCUUCUCUUCUCCUUAACUUUGUGUUUCCUGUGCUCUCUGACCUUCAUCGGCCGGCCCACCCAGUGGUCCUGCAUGCUGCGGCACACGGCCUUCGGCAUCACCUUUGUGCUUUGCAUCUCCUGCGUUCUGGGGAAGACCAUAUUGGUCUUGAUGGCCUUUAAAGCCUCACUCCCAGGAAGUAAUCUCAUGAAGUGGUUCGGACCCACGCAGCAGAGACUCUGCGUGGUGUCGUUCACUCUCAUCCAGGUGGUCAUCUGCAUACUUUGGCUCACCAUCAGCCCCCCUUUUCCAUUUAAGAAUAUGAUACUCUAUCGAGAUAGAAUCAUCUUAGAGUGUCAACUGGGCUCCGCUCUGGGUUUCUGGGCUGUGCUGGGCUAUGUCGGAGUCCUGGCCGGUUUGUGUUUCGUCAUUGCUUUUUUAGGCCGAAAGCUACCUGAUAAUUUCAACGAAGCCAAGAUCAUCACUUUCAGUAUGUUGAUAUUCUGUGCUGUUUGGAUCGCCUUCGUACCUGCUUAUAUCAGCUCUCCGGGCAAGUUCACCGUGGCUGUGGAGAUAUUUGCUAUUCUGGCCUCCAGUUAUGGAUUGCUUUUUUGCAUUUUUAUGCCCAAAUGCUUCAUAAUAUUGUUUAUGCCGGAGAAGAACACUAAGAAACACAUGUUUAGAAAGUCAACUAAUAAUAGAUAA